Dimorphilus gyrociliatus is the source of this 2594-nucleotide messenger RNA. Lineage: Eukaryota; Metazoa; Annelida; Polychaeta; Dinophilidae. The record is from the annotation of a GenBank genome assembly.
AGUCCGCCAAAACAAAACAUAGUGGAGCGAUAAUACGACGGAACAAGUUUAAAUUUGAUAAGUUUGUUGGAAUGAAGGCUGAAAAUAAUCUAAAUGAAAGUCAAUCUUAUUUUGAUAGUCAUUUAGAAUCUAAAUAUCAUCAACAUAAUACAGCAGGGGACUAUCUUAAUAAAUUGGGUGUUCAAGAAUAUAAUUUAGAAGGAUACGCAAGAAAUCUUAAUAAUUUAGCACUAGAAGAUAAUCCCGAAGCUAUACUAGAUAUCUCUUGCUUAAGAAAUACUAAAGAUCAAAAAGUUUCAUUAAAUGAUGCAGAGCAUUUUGAUAUAGAAAAAGAACUUUCCGAACGAUUUAAUUUAGAUUCCGUUUCAAAAGAUAUAGUUUUGCCUCAACUACCUCAUUCACGCGAAAAAGAACGUGAAGAAUGUGAGAAACGAAGAAAAAUUGCUGAGAAUGUUUUGAGAAAAUCACGCGAAGAAUGUAUAAGAUGUGAAGAAGAAGCUCAACGAGUUCGUGAAAGUGUUUUAAAACUAGACGCGUCAAAUUUGCCUUCAAAAAAUCUGACAAAAUCUAUACAAAGUUUAAACGCUAUCGGUAAUGGUACAACAAAUCAGACAAAUUUUAAACGACAUGGUUCCUCAACAAGUCUUCCACCCUCUCUUUUCUCAAGCUCUAGUCCACUUAAGAAGCACACAAAUAUUUCUCGAUCUAUGAGAACGAUGCCCCAAAUGAUAUCAACUUCAUCGGGUAAAAAUGUCUUGGAAUAUGUAUCGACCGAUCCGUCAGACAGUCGUGGAGAAACUCUCAUAAAGUCUAAUUCAAAAAUCACCGAUCCUAUCAUUAAUGCUAUAGAAACAGGACAAAUACAAAAAUUGCUCGACAUAAUAAAUUCGUCAAAAAAUGGUCGUAUUAUCGACAAACGAUACGAAAAUGGCAACACUAUACUGCAUUGUGCAACAACUGUUGGAAAUGUUCAUAUUGUUAAAUUGUUAAUGGAACGUUUCCCUGACUUGAUGAGAGUAGAAAAUAAUGAAAAAUUAACGCCACUAGGUUCUUGUAUUAAAGCAGGUCAAGUAGACUGCUUAGAUUCUCUAUUAAGUUCUCAAAAUAUUCCCUCCUACUUCCUACCCGGAGAUCCUGUUAGAAGAUCUUUUGUUCAUUUGGCGGCUAAAUACGGCCAAGAUGGUUGUCUUAGAUUGCUAUUACAACGACUUGAACGUGAAAAAGUAAAUGUAGACGAACUUAAAGAUAUAAAUGGCAACAGCCUUGCCCAUGUUGCUGCCAAAUAUGGCCAUUUAACAUGUUUACAAACAUUGGUAGAAUUCGGUUGCAAUGUAACUUCAACAAAUCAAAGUGGACAUACUCCAUUGUAUUUAUCAGAUUUCAACAAUCAAAGGCAGUGCACUGCAUAUCUUGGUUUGGUUCAUACGUGUAACGAGAUAGUAACGAAGCUAGCUAAUGUAAGUUCGCUAUACUCUGAAUGUAGACAAGAAAAUCAACAAAUGGAAGAAUUUACUGAACAGUUACUGAAUAUAUCAAGCCGUAAUAUAACUGAAUCUCGAGAAGCCGCAAAUGAUUAUUCCUUAGCUACGAAUCUCAUAGAGAAAUAUAUGCAAUUAACUAAUGAUCUUCUUAGUAUAUUAAGAGAAAGAGGGCGUUGUGAGAGAUCAACAAUGGAUCACUUUCACAAAGUGCAAACUACGCUAUAUGAAGAUGCAUUAAAGGUGCCUCCUCGCACAGUUAACUUUGCCAAAUUUGACCAUUUACAAGCUCGUGUUCAAUCUUUUCGAAAUGAUUUAUCCUAUUUGCAAAAAGAGAGAAGAAUUAUUCUUUCGAGUGAAGUUUCUUUAAUAAGGGAUCCGAAUUUCAUUUUUAAGCAACACUUACAUUCCGUUCUUGAGAAAUUAACCACAUAUAGAGCAGUUCAUCCACAUUCCCACAAUUUUCAGCAUUCCCUCGAAGAACAUAUGGACGAAAUCUCAAGAUAUCAACCGACAGAUCGCCUAGGGGUUAGGGCUGUUAAAUCUCCACCAGAAGUUAAAAGAGAUGAAAUGAAAAUUAUAAACUUCAUUAAAACUCAGCAAAGCUCAAAAUUACACCAAGAAUUUUUAAGCGAUUCCUCAACUGAUCCAGACACGGAACCUGAAUAUUUUGAUCGGUCUGGUUCUAAUAAAAGAAUAAAAGAAGAAGAUUCCGAUUCAGAUCAAACAAUAUCAGACGGUAUAAACGUUGUAGCUAAUGAAAAUUUAGCCGAAACAAAUGACAAUGGAAAAAUAGAGGAUAUUCUACAGGAAGAGAAUUAUCUUGCAGGAUAUUUAAGAGAACCUCGCUUCGGGGGAACAGGAACUCUCUCACCAAUCGAAGAAGUUUCCGUUGUAAGCGAUAGUGUUAUAAGUCGUUCUCGAUUAGACGACGAUGAGGAUGAAGGGGAACGUCUAAAAUCAAUUGAAGAUACGAAAGAGAAUGAUGAUGAUAAGUCCAAACCAUGGUACGAAGUAAGCGAAGACGAAGAAGAAUUAGUUAAUGGUUAUAAACAUAUGCAAACUAGCAAUGGAAUGAAUAGUUUACCAACACACGAUCACUUUACACUGUUAUAG